Molecule: messenger RNA, 4470 nt
Organism: Ctenopharyngodon idella (grass carp)
Lineage: Eukaryota; Metazoa; Chordata; Actinopteri; Cypriniformes; Xenocyprididae
Product: claudin-34-like
Exons: 2
Coding region: 2239-2964 (241 amino acids)
Biological process (GO): bicellular tight junction assembly; cell adhesion
Cellular component (GO): bicellular tight junction; plasma membrane
Molecular function (GO): structural molecule activity
Source: RefSeq, a predicted model, not a curated record
UUUUUUUACUUCAUACAUGAAUUAAUGUUUAUGGGUUAAUUUAAAUCCUCUAAACUUUUUUAAAUACUCCACACAACCACUGGUUUGCAUGAUAAUUCCUUUAUUUUCGAUCACAUUUUAUAAUAUAGCAUAUUUUAUAUAGUUUUUAAUACAUAUUGCCUACAUUUAAGCUCAUUUAACAAAUAUUAGAAGUAAAAAGUAAACCAUUAGAAGUAAUUCAGGUGUAAUGGACCAGUCUCUGUUGUCCUGUUUCCACCGUAACGGCGCUGGAUCUUGUGCCGGAGAUGACUUGCGUUUGGUGGGGGAACUGAUAACUUCAGACCGCCGCCUGCAUUUCACUCGUAGCUGAAAAAUGCUGUGACUGACUCCAUAACCUGUCCAUAAAUAAUCAGUGUACAAUUCUGAGAACAUAUUUUAACAUCCUAAGUAUUUACAUUCUGUAUCUUUUUGAAUAAAAGCAUAAUAUUUUAUGCAAGGCAUCAGGUGUUUCCAUCACGCGAACAGACCGACGCGACACUCGUUUAGGUGACUCACAUCACGCCCCUGUAUGAUGCUUUGCAUAAAAUUAAGUGAUAUACAGAAUAACAAAUUUAUAGAUAAAAUAAAAUGUACACAAACCUGUACUUUAUCGAAGACAUGCACCAAUUUGACGGAGCUGCUCUGCUCUCUCCUGAAGAGGGCGCAAAAAGCCCGCUAUAAAUAACUCAACCCCUGGGUUAUUACGUCUGACCCAGGAUCAGGGUAACCCAAAAACUACCCAAACACUGGGUUGUUACGUCUGACCCAGGAUCAGGGUAACACGAAAACUACCCAAACGCUGGGUUGUUACGUCUGACCCAGGAUCAGGGUAACACGAAAACUACCCAAACGCUGGGUUGUUACGUCUGACCCAGGAUCUGGGUAACCAAAAACUACCCAAACACUGGGUUGUUACGUCUGACCCAGGAUCUGGGUAACCAAAAACUACCCAAACGCUGGGUUGUUACGUCUGACCCAGGAUCAGGGUAACCCAAAAACUACCCAAACACUGGGUUGUUACGUCUGACCCAGGAUCAGGGUAACACGAAAACUACCCAAACGCCGGGUUGUUGCGUCUGACCCAGGAUCUGGGUAACACAAAAACUACCCAAACGCUGGGUUGUUACGUCUGACCCAGGAUCUGGGUAACCAAAAACUACCCAAACACUGGGUUGUUACGUCUGACCCAGGAUCUGGGUAACCAAAAACUACCCAAACGCUGGGUUGUUACGUCUGACCCAGGAUCAGGGUAACCCAAAAACUACCCAAACACUGGGUUGUUACGUCUGACCCAGGAUCUGGGUAACUCAAAAACUACCCAAACGCUGGGUUGUUACGUCUGACCCAGGAGCUGAGUAACACAAAAACCACCCAAACGCUGGGUUGUUACGUCCGACCCAGGAGCUGGGUAACACAAAAACUACCCAAACGCUGGGUUGUUACGUCCGACCCAGGAGCUGAGUAACACGAAAACUACCCAAACGCUGGGUUGUUACGUCCGACCCAGGAUCUGGGUAACACGAAAACUACCCAAACACUGGGUUGUUACGUCCGACCCAGGAUCAGGGUAACACGAAAACUACCCAAACGCUGGGUUGUUACGUCCGACCCAGGAGCUGGGUAACACGAAAACUACCCAAACGCUGGAAAAAUAACCCCAAAAAAUGACCCAAAAGGCUCAACCCAGGACAAUAACCAAAGAUUUUUUUAGAAUGAACAAACAUUUUCACAGUAGUUUUUAUUUGAAUUUACAGUAUAUUAUCAAUAAUUUCUUUAAUGUUUCAUUACUCAUUGUGAAGUCUCACCCACACUUUAUAAGUCACUGUGUUUUCCAAUAUGAGGCAAAUGAUAUUAAAUUACUCACCGGUUUGAUUUUAUGAUGUUGACUGGUGAUUCAUAAGUCAAUCAUUUACAGAAACAUAUUCACAACCUUGUUUACCUUGAGGUAAGGAAGUGGAGUUUCAGACCGUUUCCAGUCCAACGCUGAGCACUGAUGAAGAUAAAGUAAACGCUGAGAGAAGAUUCAUGGAUAGGUGGAACAUGUUCUGAUAUGAGGGACGUGAGGUUUGUUUGCCCGGUUUCUUGGAGACGGAAUUGGUUAUUUAAACCCACAACACUCCUGUGAACUCCGUUAAGAGCCGUUCAACAGCUUCAGAGAAGACGAGGCUCUUCAGGAUGGAUGUUUGUCACUCCGGAGACUGAAGUCUGAGACCGGACGGCAUGCCUUACCUCAUCCACACGGCUCACGCCCAGUUCGUGGCUCUCUGGCUCGGGACGGUCGGCUGGAUCCUCAUCAUAGUGACCGUCGGGCUGGUGGAGUGGCGGGUUUGGGAAGUGUCUGACCUGUCUGUCAUCACCUCCGGUCUGGCCUGGGUGGGUAUUUGGAGAGUGUGUUUUUAUAGUCACGUUCUGAUCUUAUCCAACAAUCAGAUCAUGUUCUGUCAGAGGAUUCAUUUGUCGGAGUCGUUCACGCCACUGGAAAUCGCCACGGCACAGGUGCUCAUGCUAGUGGCGCUGAUUCUGGGGCUCAUGGGAAACGCCAGUGUUGUUUACGGCCUCAGGAACGUUUACUUCGGACUGAACACGUUUAAAGCCAUCAGACUGGCGUUUUACACCGGCGGGGUUUUGUUCAUCCUCACCGCAGCUGCUGCGCUCGUUCCCGUGUGCUGGAAUCUCCAUUCGGUCGUAAACAAUCAGACUAUAAUAUUCCCAGCAGCGUUUCUCAUGCCUCCCGCUCCUGUAAACCAGUCUGUUGGACCUGGUAUCAUCGUGGGGAUUUUUGCAUCCGUCCUGUUGGUCUGUAGCGGGGUGGUUUUUCUGUCCUACAGGGUCCCGGUCAUACUGGAGCCCAAAGUGAGGCCCUCAUGGCCCGGAGAAGGAUGCUCGGGAACCCGUGUUAACCCCCAGGGAAUUGACAAUCCAGCUUUCCAAACACAUCCAUCCUGAAAUUCAGUUUUUAGGAUGGAUGUGAGUGUGUGAUGACCAUCAGUAGCUAAUUAUAAUGCUGUAUUCAUACUGUAACUUUUACUGUACAAACACUGCCAGACCCAGGAGACCCUCAUAAUCAAAUAAUACUAAUAAUGUGCAAACUAUAUUUUCCAGAAAAUAAGUCAGAUAUGUAGCAAAUUUACAUUCUUAAAAGGAAAAACACACAGAUAAAGACACAUUUUAUUAUUAUCUACGUUCAGAAAUAAUGUAAAAUACUGGUAGGCCUAAAUAAAAUGAAACGUUUACAGACAUUAAACACUAAAAACGUAUUUUAUUUCCCCUCAUUCCACAACAAAUUCUCAGGAACAGAUCAGGAAUGAAAAAUAUAAGUAGGCCUAUAAUGGCAUUCAUUAUAAACGCCACGAAUACAAAGUCACUUUGGAAUAUAAGUCGCAGGCACGUUUCAAAUAAUAAAAAAACGGGACUUAUAUUCUGGAAAAUGUUAUCUAUUUUCAUCUGUUUACAUACUUUCUGCAUUGAAUUUUACUUUUUUUUUGCCAUUGUUUUUGUGCUUUUAUCUCAUUUUGUAUAAUGUAUUUGAAUUGUUUAAAGGGUCUGUCAUUGAGAUGUGUAUUAUUAAACGAUACUUUAUGGCAGAUAAUUUUAUCUGUUCGUGAUGAAAUAUAUAACUGAAUAUCAUUGGCAUAAUUAUGAUGUGUAACCGUGGAAACUAAUUCUAUGUUUUCUAAUGAUAUUACCAAGCGGAAGCAGCAUGUAUAUUGAAAAUAGCAGCGGGCCUAACACAGAGCCUUGUGGCACUCCAUAAUUUACUGACGUUACUUUGGAUAAUUUCACUGUUUAAAUAAACUAAAUGUUAACGUCUGAUAGGUACGAUUUAAACCACCUUAAUGCCUGUCCCAUGUCAUGUAUGUCAUGAUUUAUAGUGUCGAACGCAGUGCUAAGAUCAAGUAAAACUAGUAUUGAGUAAGUCAUUCGUAAUUUUAACAAGCGCAGUUUCUGUGCUAUAAUGGGGCCUAAUUCAGGACUGAAAUAUUUCAUUGAUAUCAUUGUCUUGCAGCCCAAUUGAGUGGAGACAACUAUUUAAAGUAUUUUAGACUUAAUGGAAGAUUUUAUAAUGGGUCUUGCUAAUUCAUUUGGAUCUAGUUGUGGUUUCUUAAUGAGAAGCUUAAUAACUGCCAGCUUGAAUGGUCUUGGGACAUCACCUAGAGAUAAAGAUGAGUUAAUAAUAUCAAGAAGCUUUUUUGCUACAGGUAGUUUAGUGGGUAUUGGAUCUAAUAAACAUAUUGUUGGUUUAGAUGUGAUGUAAUAAGUUUAUUUAGCUCUAUGUUCUAUAGCUGUAAAGCUACAAUUGUUUUUGAGGGGAGAUAAGUGAGUCUGAAUCAUAAAACGCUGUCAACGGUUGUACGUUUACAAAUGUAUUUUUGAUGCUUUUGAUUUUCUCAGUGAAGCCAAACCCAAAUUCAUGAGCAUAACUGCAUUAAACUCCUGUUUGACUAUAAAAAA